AAAUAUUCAGAAGCUGUGAUGCUGAAUGUGAUGUACCCACCAAGGAACGUCUCAGCGUCCAUCAGUUCUUCUGGUGUAAUAGUGGAGGGUGAUUCAGUGACUCUGACCUGCAGCAGUGAAUCAAAUCCACCUGUUCACAUCUACAGCUGGUUUAAAGAGAAUCAAACAUCAUCUGUUGGAUCUGGACAGACGUUCAGCAUCACUAACAUUAAUUCACGUCUCAGUGGAGGGUUUUACUGUGUGGCUCAGAAUAAACAUGGAUCUCAGAGAUCAGCUGCUGUAUCACUCACCGUUAAAGGAGUUCAGGGUUCUGCUGUAGUUUCUGGGAUUGUAGCAGGAUGUGGAGGAUUGUUCUUCGUCAUCAUCUUCAUCAUCCUGUUUAUAUGGAAGAAAAGAAGCGACGGUGCAUCUGAAGUUAACAUGCAAAAUCAGGCAAGUCAGCAAAUACACGCAGAAUUACAGUGUGUUUGUUUCCAAUUGAUCAAUUUUAGUCAAAUUAUUAUGCAAUAA
Triplophysa rosa is the source of this 510-nucleotide messenger RNA. RefSeq names its product B-cell receptor CD22. The record is from RefSeq and is a predicted model, not a curated record. NCBI's taxonomy places the organism in Eukaryota, Metazoa, Chordata, Actinopteri, Cypriniformes, Nemacheilidae. The transcript has 4 exons. Bases 19 to 510 code for a protein of 163 amino acids.